UCUAAUGCCUGAUGAGAAAGCAACCCAGUAUCCCCUAGUCAAGCUUUGCCUCAAACAUCACGAUGAAAUCUUUCUGGUACUACAAAAGGAGAAGCAGCAAGGAUACGCACGAAACUCUAGACAGCGGGCAGUAGCUAUGGUUAUCAAAGAGUCGCAGGCAAUUGGAUUAAACGCGCGCAAAGCUAUCAUGCUUAACCAAGAGGAACUUACCAGAAGUUCUUUGACAGAAGUGAUGCAAGAACGCGGCAUGGCGAAUCCUGUACGAAAUUGUGCUGGUGGACGAAAUGCCUGCAUCCGAAAGGCUGUCAUCCCCAAUGAUCAGCUGAGUGUCGCUACUCAUAAACAUUUGUGUCAUAAGAAGCUCGCAAAUUGGGAAGAGACUUUCGAAACGUUGACUUGCAGAGCGAAAGCUCUAAGACGGCUGCAGUCAAAUAUCAAGGCUGGUUGGGUCGUCGAUCACGAGCGCUUGGCUUUAUUAUGGGAGAAUAUUAAGAUGCAGACGGCUGAACUGCUGCGCUUCACUAAUGCCAUGCAGUCAAGGAUUGCAAAUGUCCCUGAACCAGAAGUGUCUAUCGGAGAGCCGAAUACAUGUGAGCACCCACUGUCGCGACUUCAUUCACAAAGUCCUGAACUGGAAAAUCUGCAAAAGAACGUUGCCGAAGCAAACGUCGUGUGUCGAGAAAUGCACGCGAUUGCUACGCAA
Strongylus vulgaris is the source of this 703-nucleotide messenger RNA. The record is from the annotation of a GenBank genome assembly. Lineage: Eukaryota; Metazoa; Nematoda; Chromadorea; Rhabditida; Strongylidae.